GAGCUCGUGAGAGUGCAAGUGCUUCCCGCGCGCCUGAUAUAGUGAGAGUGCUUAUUUAAUUUACAUAAAUUAUUUUCUACCGGUGGAAAUAUAUUAUUUUUUUUAUACGGAGCCAUCGAUUUGGUUGUUAUUUUUAUUAUUUUUGUUAUUGAUAUUGUUUAAGUAUAAAUACUGUGCUAUUGAUGUUAAAUUGUUAAAAUGAAGAUCUUAGUGUUGACAAUUGUCAUUUUCGCCUUUAAUGGUUAUGUAACGAGAGCCACAUCACUGGACCCUCUUGAAAACGUAGAAAUUGAUGAGACGAAAACCGAUAGAGAUGAUUCGAGAACUAAGAGAUCUGGAAACAUAUUUUCGUCACUAUUGAAGAAAAAAUUAGGAUUACUCGGCUCAUUAUCCGGUACGUCAUCGGGUAAAUCUAUUGGUCAUUCGGAAAACUUUCCAGAACAUUUCGAAGAACCAUUGUCUUACCACACAAAAUCGUUCAAUUUGUGGGGCAUUAAAAAAGCGAUCAUGUCUUCGGUGUUUCAAGCUGCUAAAGCGAUAACGGGUGGAGUAAUUGCUCUCAAAGGACAAUUGAUCAAAGCUAAAGGGCAUGUGGUCGUGGCCAAAGGUAAGCUGAUGCAGACCAAAGGUGAAGCGAUUUCAAACUUUGGUAAAACCAUUGCAACACAUGCAUUCGACGUCCAUCAAGAACCACAGCUGGACAUACAUUCCAGUGUGGGCUUAUACAACCAUCUACCUGUAGCGCCAAUACAUCAACCAACUAGUUACGGAACUGCUACUGCUUUUGGGUAUCAAGGACAAGUGUACCCGAGCAACGGAUAUCAGAGUAAUGCGUACUCCAGCAACGCGUACCAAGUUGCGGCCCCUAGUUACCAAACAGGAUUUGGGGUGCCACAAACAGGAUACGACGGUGGCGUGGCCUACAACGGAUAUGGCGGUAAUGGCUAUACGGCAAAAAGAGCUGCAGUGCAGAAUGCACAGGAGUCCACUGUCAAUCAAGUGCAAAAUGCAUUCGACAAGGAUUCGGUUCACGCAGGAUUGUUGAUCUUCAAACCAAUCAAAAUGCCUGUGCAGAACGUACCGACGGGCAAUAAUCUGGCGUCGUCUCAGGGCACGGUUAGCUCGCAACAGGUGAUCGGUCAACGACCGUCGCAACAACUGGGCGGUGGAUUCAAUCCUACAGAUCUUAAGACGCCGCAGCAAGGUUACGGAUUCCAAAAACAGUUUCCCGCCGGAUUCCAAGCAAACGCGCAAUCUGAAGAAUAUUCGCAGUACUUGAACCCUGGUUACCAAGCACAGAACUUUGGUUACCAGGCACCCAACCUAGGUUACCAAUUGAACAGCGGCAGUGCCGAACAGAUCGCAGGUCAAAGUUACAGCAACGGACUGCAGAACUUCGACUUCCAACAGCCGGCCAACAGUCAAGAGCUGGGCCAACAGUUGGCCGCAAUCUCUGGCCAACAGCUGCAGCAGCCGUCCUUUACGCAGGAGGGUUACAGCGGUGAACAACGUGACUUGGUUUCGGGCGCGGAUGAGCGAGUAGCGCAGCCGUCGUACAAACGCGCUAGUCUGGUUGUCAGUCCCAAGCGAAGUGUACCGGGAUCGACAUUAUCCGAACGACUCGCCAUUGCAGCAGGACAAUCGAAAUCGACGGUCUCCGCGGGCUACGACGACGGCGAUGACGCAAAAACGAAAAAACGAAGCGCACCGUUGCCGCCGUCCCACGAAGACGUAAUCGUGCCGUUGAAGUACCACAACGAGUCGACGGCUGAGGAUCAAGCCAGAUUGAAGCAAACCGUCCAACGUUUCUUCAGCAUGCUACAAAAACAACGCUGAGUGUAUCUACUUAUGGACUUAAAAGUAAUCUAUGGAAUCAGAAUAAUUGUGAGAAAAACCAUUCACACAAAUCAAACAUAGUCGGAAUCAUCUACAAACGACUAUGUUUACAUAGCUAGUCACUUUUAUGAUGUAUUAUUUUGUAUGCAUGUGCAACCCAUUGUUUUAUAUAAUUUUUUUAUUACUUGAUUUUAUUCUUACGUUUUUAUUGAAACAUAUCAGUUGCUCAAAUUCAAAUAAGAUGGAACAUAUUUGAUUAAAAAAGGUUUGCGAAGAAGUAUUUAAAAUUAUCAUAACAAUUAUUUAUUAAUAAUAAAUCGUGUUUUGUUUUUUUGAAACCAAGAAAAGCAAA
Messenger RNA from Rhopalosiphum maidis (corn leaf aphid), 2188 nucleotides. RefSeq lists its product as uncharacterized. The record is from RefSeq and is a predicted model, not a curated record. NCBI's taxonomy places the organism in Eukaryota, Metazoa, Arthropoda, Insecta, Hemiptera, Aphididae. Bases 199 to 1836 code for a protein of 545 amino acids. The transcript has 6 exons.